CUCCUUUUCUAAUUAGUUAACUGAUCCUAUUUUUUUCCUUCUAAAAUUUCUUACAAACUAUACAUCGUCAAAAACACCAUCCAGAGAUUGCUUUCCUCUAACCCAUCUUCCUAAAAUUCUCUCUCUAAAAUUCUCUCUCUUUCUCUCUCUCCCCCUUUUGAGUUGGUCUUUCUUUCAGAUUUCGAUCACUUACCCAACUCACAAAGACUCAAUCUUGCAACCCCGUUUAACUUAUUUUUGCUUCGGCAUCUUCUCAAAUUCCCAGUUAAUUUUCAACACUUCACGUAAGCUGCUUUUACCUCUUAUGUUGCGUUGGCCUUGUUAUUCGUACUUACUUUUGCCCAACAAAUUUUUCCUAAUUUUUAUAAUUUUAGGGGCGGGCAAAGACUUAAUCUGCUUUUAGAAUGUUGCCAUGUAAUAAUGUUUUGUUUUUUGACUUUCUUCCAUGUUGUUUGUUGGCCAUCCUCUUUUAAUGCCGCUUUUUUCCAGAUGAUUCUUGAUGAAGAAUGAAUUAUUUGCCUGCUUUUUUGUUGUUAUGUAGAUCAUGAUGCCCAGAUCUUGAUGGUUAUUUGAUCUAGUCAAAAAGUAGGAUUUUCAGACUGGAAAAUUUGUGGGCAACCCAGGUGAUUAAUGACUUUGACAUUUUUGCCUUUAUAUCUAUAUAUAUGUAUGUUGGAAAAAUUGAAAUAAUAAUUUAAACAUCAAAGGUGUCAAAUUUCUUCAAAUUUGUUUUGGGAUAUCUUUUGUAGUCGUAAGGGUUGGUUAAUUUUUUGAUCAUUUUGAACAUUUUGCUGUGCAUGUUCUUUGUCAGGUCGGUUCUGUCUAGAAACGGCGAACUUGUCUCUGUGAGCUCUCUGUGGCCUUUGUGUAACAAGAGGGCUCGGAGCUCUUUUUUAAGUGUUUCUUUUGGCCCAAUUUUCUUCCCUGAAAUGUUUGUAACAAAUAUUUGUGAAAUCUGGUCUCUUUGGGACGUCUGGAAUUUGAUUUCAGUGUGUCUAUUCUUACCACAGAAUGGGAGGGGAUUAAAUCUACCCAAGCUGGACCUCUUUGAAAGACUGCGCGGCAUCAGGUUAUGGUACUCUUUUCUUCUAGUUUAGUUAAAAUAUGAGAUAAACUUGUAAAGCGGGGAUGGACUAUUUAUAGGGGUGAGUUGCUUCAACUGCUGAAGAAGAUCUGGGCUGUUGUUGAGUUGCUCUUUUAGCUUUCCCAUUGGCCAUUUUUGCAUCGGACUUUAUAUUGCUUGCAGAGGCUGAUAAGGUGGUUGUGGGAUUAUUGGGUAGCUAAAGUUAUGAUCAAGCAGAUACUGAAUAGGCUGCCGCGGAAGCCAUCUAAAUCAGCGGAAAAUCGUGAUGGAGGAACCCCCACCUUUUCCUCAAAUACUUCUACUAGUUCAAGGAGCAGUGAUGUUUCGGGUUCUCGGUCUGGAAAUUCAUAUUCCUCGGCAUCUGUGGGUCCAGCUGCUGCCAGCGGUGUUUCUAAUUCGGGAAUAAAUCAUGUUAAUAAACUUCCACAAGCUGUAAAUGCUAAGGUCAAUGGCAAUUUAGCAGGAGUUUCACAUUAUGAGGCUUUGCCUAGCUUCAGAGAUGUCCCGAAUUCAGAGAAGCAAAAUUUGUUCAUCAAGAAGCUUAAUUUGUGUUGUGUGUUGUUUGACUUCACUGAUCCUACGAAAAAUUUGAAAGAAAAAGACAUCAAAAGACAAACAUUGGUGGAGCUCGUAGAUUACGUCACAUCUGCGAAUGGGAAGUUUUCCGAAACUGUCAUGCAAGAAAUUGUAAAAAUGGUAUCGACAAAUUUGUUCAGGACACUGGGUACGCAGCCCCGUGAAAACAAGGUGCUCGAAGCAUUUGAUUUGGAAGAAGAAGAACCACUUAUGGAUCCAGCAUGGCCUCAUUUGCAAAUUGUCUAUGAAUUUCUUUUAAGGUUCGUAGCUUCUCCAGAGACUGAUGCUAAAUUGGCUAAGAGAUAUAUUGAUCACUCCUUCGUUCUCCGAUUGUUAGACCUCUUUGAUUCAGAAGAUCCAAGAGAAAGGGAGUACCUGAAGACGGUAUUACAUCGCAUAUAUGGAAAAUUCAUGGUGCACCGCCCCUUUAUCCGGAAAGCUAUCAACAACAUAUUUUAUCGGUUUAUUUUUGAAACUGAGAAGCAUAAUGGUAUUGCAGAGCUUUUGGAAAUUUUGGGAAGCAUAAUAAAUGGAUUCGCCUUGCCAUUAAAAGAAGAGCACAAACUCUUCCUGGUUCGUGCGCUGAUUCCACUCCACAAGCCCAAGUGUAUACCUAUGUACCAUCAGCAGCUAUCUUACUGCAUUACUCAAUUUGUAGAGAAGGAUUGCAAGCUUGCUGAUACUGUAAUUAGGGGUUUAUUGAAAUAUUGGCCCAUCACAAACAGUUCAAAGGAGGUUAUGUUUCUUGGGGAACUUGAAGAGGUCUUGGAAGCUACUCAACCGCCUGAGUUCCAGCGCUGCAUGGUCCCGCUCUUCCGCCAAAUUGGUCGGUGCCUCAGCAGUUCACAUUUUCAGGUAGCUGAGAGGGCUUUGUUUCUAUGGAACAACGAUCACAUAGAGAACCUGAUCAAGCAAAACCGUAAAGUAAUUCUACCAAUUAUUUUCCCUGCCUUGGAGAACAAUGCAAGGAGCCACUGGAAUCAGGCAGUGCAGAGUUUAACGCUCAACGUGCGUAAGAUCUUCUCGGAUGCUGACCCCGAGCUCUUUGAAGAAUGUUUACUCAAGUUUCAAGAAGAUGAAGCUCGAGAAAAAGAGGUUAAGAUGAAACGUGAAGCCACAUGGAAACGCUUGGAGGAGAUCGCUGCAAUGAAAGCUUCAAGCAACGAACCUGUCCUUGUUCCUCGCAAAAUAACCCCCCACGCGCCAUCUGGCUAGAUAAUAUUGAAGCUUCACAUGAACUGUUUCCCUUGACUUUUCUGACUGGUGUGCUGACCAAGAAGUGGUGUUGAAGCUGUAAGGUGAGAAGGGUCCACCUCCCUUCUUGUACUUGAAAUUUUUUGGGUCAGUUUCCUGCGGUAAAAAGGAAACCUCUGCGCAACCAUAAACUGCUCUGAUACUGGUUUCCGGGGCAAAGAAAGACUGUAUAUAUGGAACUGGUUCAACAAAGUAGAUUGAUGUUUAUGGCCUGCAUUGUUAUCUGGAUGCAAAUUUCCUUUGCAAAAUUUCUGCUUUUUUGGUUAUUAGGUUUUAGUAUGGUGAUGACAUGGAAAAAAGGGCAUCAUUUUGGAUCAGGUAUUGGUUUAGAUAUUUUUUUUAAUAUGGUUCCAUUUGUGCGCUCUACAUGCAAUUCUAUAUAUGUGUAUCAUUGAAUGCGUUUGACAAAUGUUGCCUGAUGUGAUGAUUCUGUAGGUAUAAUAACUUGAAACUGUGAAUAAGCUUUGUCUUUGAAGCCAUUCUCUCUCUUAUGUUGCCUUGAUCACUUGGUUAUUUGGAAUUUUUCUUUUUUCCCCCACAAUAGGAGAAAAGCUCAGCCAAUUAUCCAUGGCAAUCAACGGAUAUUAACUACUUAUUUUGGUUUAAGUGAGAGGGGUUAUAAAGAAAAAGCCCCUUUCACCAGGAAAUUUUUAAAGUGAGUAGGAAGAUAACUUUUGUUUAAUUGCAUUUCGCGGAAAGAGCUGGAGUGCAC
Molecule: messenger RNA, 3626 nt
Organism: Oldenlandia corymbosa var. corymbosa
Lineage: Eukaryota; Viridiplantae; Streptophyta; Magnoliopsida; Gentianales; Rubiaceae
Source: the annotation of a GenBank genome assembly